Messenger RNA from Symbiodinium necroappetens, 990 nucleotides. The record is from the annotation of a GenBank genome assembly. NCBI's taxonomy places the organism in Eukaryota, Dinophyceae, Suessiales, Symbiodiniaceae.
AUGGAGUUCUUUGCUGCAGAUGUGCGACGAGAUUCCGCAAAGCUUCGUCGCGCGUACUUGCAGCUGGCCCUCCGUUACCACCCAGACAAGGUCAAUGCGAGCCGCUCGCCACACGCAGCAGACCGUGAAGGUUCUCUGGAGGACAGGGAAGCGACGGAGGUGUUCCAAGCAAUCCAGGCUGCCUACGAGGAGCUUUCUGCAAGCCUAGAUGGGCGUCGAGGCCCUGGCUGUCCUGGGCCGCGGGUGCGCAGCGCCUUCGCAGCGGCCUGCGAGCUGGGCGACCUUGCGGAAGUGCGUCGCCUCCUCCGCAUCAGACCGGCAUUGGCAGAGCAGACGGACGAGCUCGGCGUGUCGCCCCUGAUGUUUGCGGCUUCCGGAGGGUCAGCGGCGGCCUGCGAGGUACUGCUGGAGGCGAAGGCUUCAUUGGAGAUGCGCAAUCCACUUGGGUGGACAGCCCUCACUUGGGCUGCACUCCGAGCUCGCAAGGAGGCUUCCUCCUUCCUGCUGCAGAAGGGUGCAGAGGUGCAAGACAACGACUUGAUUGUGCUGGCUUUCACCGGCAACUCUGAAACCUUCUCGGUUCUGCUGCAGGCCUGUGGUGAUGAGAAAGUGUUGGCAGUGCGCGACGAGAAAGAGAAAGGAUUGUUGCACUUCGCUCUCACAGGCUUGGCCUACCUGAAGCGGCCUGCGGAAUCCCACGAAGAUUGUGUGGACUUGGCCAUCCAAGCCAGAUGCGAUCCGGCCGGUGAAGAUCGCAGGGCCCGCCAAUGUCGGGAAGGUGGAAUGGAGGAAGCAGUGCCUGUGCUUUGCCACUUCGUGCAGUGCGUGUCAGAAGAUUGGGCAACAUCUGAUCUGGACCAGUCUGCCACACACCUUGCCAUGGUCACCAAGCUCCCCGGUGUGCAGAUGCGCAUCAUUCUGGUUUCUAGAAGGGGCAUGGUCCAGGAUCUGUCCGUGAGUGGGUGCUACGCUCUCAGUCUGACAGGCUGA